Hibiscus syriacus is the source of this 1016-nucleotide messenger RNA. Its product is annotated as probable 2-oxoglutarate-dependent dioxygenase AOP1. The coding region runs from base 324 to 980 and encodes 218 amino acids. Gene Ontology annotation, molecular function: dioxygenase activity. The transcript has 3 exons. NCBI's taxonomy places the organism in Eukaryota, Viridiplantae, Streptophyta, Magnoliopsida, Malvales, Malvaceae. The record is from RefSeq and is a predicted model, not a curated record.
AAAGUCUCCCAUUAAUUGUUUUGGAUACAUAAACAAAAUGAUGAGCUCAGGAUCAGAGGCUAAGCUUCCGGUUAUAGAUUUCUCAACCCAAACCUGAAACCAGGCAGCCCUGGAUGGGAUUUGGUGAAACACCAAGUCCGUGAAGCAUUGGAGGAGUACAGUUGUUUCGAAGCUUCGUUCGACAAUGUCGUCGAGCUUCGAAACUCUGUAAUGGUAGCCUUGAAAGAGGCCUUUGACUUGCCUUCAAAACAAAAAGGCUCUAUGUUUCGGACAAGCACUUUUAUGGGUAUUUCGAGUCUUCAACAGGAUUGCUCGAAAGUCUAAUGGUUGGUGAAGCACAGGUUGCUGAAAGCAUCGAACAAGGCCUCACUACCACCUUGUGGCCUCAAGGAAACAUAAGCUUUAGUAAAACUCUGGUCUCUUUCACGGAGGUUUCUUUAAGAUUAGAGAAGACAAUUAGGAGGAUGAUCUUGGAGAUUUUCGGUGUUCACAAGUACGCCGAUGAGCUCGACGACAACACGAAUUACAUGCUGAAGCUCAUGAAGUAUAAUGUGCCGCCGAACGGCGAGCCGACCAGCGGGGUGUUUGCUCACCGCGACAAGAAUAUGGUGACCCUAUUGUAUCAAAACGAGAUUGAUGGAUUGCAGAUUGAAAACAAAGAUGGUGAAUGGAUGAAUGUAAAACCCUCACCCAACUCUUUCAUAGUUAUGGUGGGAGACUCACUCAACGCAUUGUUAAAUGGAGGAGUGUCUCCUACAUGUCAUCAUGUGUUGAUGAAGGGGAACAAGGCAAGGUACGGUUUGGGAUUGUUUUCAGGCACAGUAACAGGGUACCAUGUCAAGGCACCGGAAGAGCUUGUGAAUGACAAAAAUCCCAUCAUGUUCGAACCCUUUGACUACGAAGAAUAUUUGAGGUUUUACUUUGCCCAGGUCCCUCUUGGACGUGCUGGAUCUACUCUCCAAGAUUAUUGUGGUGUUUAAAAUUUGGGCAUCAAUGUUUGUUGCAUUGUCUGAUCA